AUGCACGCUGCGGCUGAGAUGCACGCUGCGGCUGAGGUGCAUGAAAAGGAAAAUCUCCUGAACGCGACGCCCCAAAACCAGGCUGCCGUUGGAAAACCUAGCAGUCAGCUUCCAUCCUGUUAUGCGCUCAUGGCGAACCCAGGUAACAAUACCGAUUUAUUGGGAUACGCUGCGCGUUCGCUAGAAGAAGAGGAGGAAUUCCACUUCCUACGUUUCGAGUCGCUUCAGCGGACCAAUAUUGUUGCGCAGCAGCUGAGGCUCUUUGAAAUCAAGCAGAAGCUUGAAAACGCGCAGGAUGUCUCGGCAGACGACCUCGCAGAUCUCCAAAAUACCCUAAAAGACUAUAGCAGUACGAUCCGAGACUAUCAAUUUCUUCGAAGCAGAAAGAAAGUGGCGAAGGAAGAGAUGUUCGCGAGGAGGCUUCGGAUCCAAGCAUGGUUGCAACCCAAAUUUGGCAGUGGCGACCUAUUUUGGUCCCGCUACGCCUACUUCGACGAAAAGAAUCCCCCGAUGGAUUUUGUCCGAAAUUUCCUGAGGAUAAAACUGCCUGUCUACUUUACGUAUUCCAGAAACGAGCGAUUGACCGAAAAUAUAGAGUACGAUGAUGGCAAGCCACCCGAAGGCAUGUCGUCAACUGUCGAUAACAUCGCCCGGUUCUUGCAAGCGAUGACGGGUGGACUGUUCCUCAUCGUCCCGAUGCUGGUCAUGGCUUUCGAAACAUCGCAAAAGAAAAGCCUCAUCACGGUCUCGUUAUCGGUCUUCCUGUUCGCCCUCGCACUGUCAUUUGGAGUCAGAACUUCCAACAUCGAAGCGCUUGUCUCAACAGCGACGUAUGCUGCUGUUCUGGUGGUGUUCGUGGGGACGAGUUCGGGCGAUGGGGCCACUGUGGCAGCUGCAAGUAACUCCACAAUGGCAUUGUAG
This is a messenger RNA of Alternaria ethzedia, 921 nucleotides long. RefSeq lists its product as uncharacterized. The transcript is spliced from 2 exons. The record is from RefSeq and is a predicted model, not a curated record. The coding region runs from base 1 to 921 and encodes 306 amino acids. NCBI's taxonomy places the organism in Eukaryota, Fungi, Ascomycota, Dothideomycetes, Pleosporales, Pleosporaceae.